GUUAAAAGGAUGUACUAUUCUUUCAAUUGUUUAAUUUUACUACAGAUGUUUCUCAAAUAGUGAUGGCCUUUGUACGCUACUGGCUUGAGAGUGAAUUAACUAUUCUUUAAUGCGGUUAAUUUAUUUUAGUUAUCUAGGCAAGUCAGUWAAGAACAAAUUCUUAUUUACAAUGAUGACCUACAAUGUUAAGUAUGUUGUUUGGAUAGAAAAUAGGCAGGAUGGUUUAUUGUAAAAUAGUAAUAGUAUAACCUUUUGGUGUGAUUCACAAAGUUUUUAGUGGAUAAACUGAGUAUAGUGACUCCGGUUGCAUGCAUUGCCAAGUGGUAGUAGUUGUGUGGCCCUCUUGUGACGCGUGCGAUUUUUUUUGCAACCGGAUGAUGUGGUAACUAGCCACCUGACACGGUUGCUAGGGGCCAGCAUUGACAACACAGCGGUUUUGUAGCAUGUUAUGACCCUUACAAGUUGUCAAAAAUAGAACAAAGUAGCAAUUUAUUACUUAUUGUAAAUAAUUAGUUGGUACAUUGGGCUGGCUUGAUAUUCAGUUCUAAAACUUGGAAUUUAGCCUUAGAGAAAAAAUGUCGAACAUACUUUUAUCGGAGGUAGGCUGGGACGAGGGCUUUGCCAUCCCAGUUGCCAAUGCAGAAAAUAAAUGUUUGGAAGAUGAGCUUCAAAUGAAACAAAAUCAGAAGUUACAACUGGAGAACAAACUUGGUGGAUACAAGGAUAGAAUACAAGCCAUGGCUGAACACCUGAAAAAUGUUAGGCAGGAGUUAUCUCAAACUCAGGCUCUGUGCAAAGCCAGGGAGAAAGAGACUGAGUCGGAGAUGCAUUUCAAGGCCCUGGCGGAGAGAGAGGUGGGCCGCCUGCAUCAGGAGAUUACACAGCUCGACAACGAGCUUGGAGCUCUGAGGGAGAAGAAGAAUGCACAAGAGAACAACAUCUUCAAAGCCACCCAGAAGCUGGAAGAGCUGAAAAGCCAGCUGAAUUGGGACCAGCAGACCCUGGAUGCCUGGCUUGAGGAGUCGGCACACAAGGACGAGGACACCAUGGCCAUCAUCAAGUACGCCCAGCAGGACGAGAGCAGGAUACGGGAGCUCACCUUGUUGAUAGAGAAGAUGACGCUUGAGGCCAACCAAAAGCACAAGGCACUGGACAAUGAACUGACUGAGACCAUAUCAGCACAGAUUGGUCUGGAUAAGACAGCAGAAAACUUCCGCCAGGCUCACCUAGAGAGACAGGAGCUGAUCCACCAGUGGGAGAACACCAUCGAGCAGAUGAAGAAGAGAGACAGCGAGAUGCAGCAGUGUUCAAUGCUUCUCACCCAAGUCAACCAGGACAUCAGAGAGAAGAAUGGAGUGAUCAAGGAGAAGAAGACCUUCCUGGAGAGCGAGACGGAGAACAACAAGGAGUACGAGAAGAAGAUAGCCAUGGCCGACCGGCAGGCGGCCAAGCUGAGACGGGAGUUCCAGGAGCAGGAGAGUAACCGCACCAGACUACAGGACGAGUUGGAGAGUCUGAAAGGGACAGUGGACAGAGCAGCUACUGAUGUCGAGUCCAUGAGGUCCCAGCUAUCCAACAUGAAAAAGGACAUCCAGGACAAAAACAACAAGAUAAAGGGGGCCAAGCUUCAUAACACAGCCCUGGAGGAGAAGCUGAAGACAGUGACUGAGACGACCCUCAGCGUGGAGGAGAGGGCCGCUCAGAUGGAGCAAGUACUGAAGGAAGAGGAGCAAACUAUCAAAGACAUGGACGCCCAGCUGCACCGCCACCGCGAGGUGCUAUUCCGUGAGAGCCAGGAGGUACAGGCCCUGAGGUUGAAGGAGAAGGACUCCAUGGCCGUGCUCUCUGGGAGCCGGGUGGCCCUCUCCAACCUGGACAGCCGCCUCAGUAAACUGGACCAGAACUCCCUCAAGCAGCAGGAGAUCAUCUACAACCAGGACUUCCAGAUCCAGCUGCUGGAGAGGAAGAUGUUGCGUCUGCGUGGCGAGGUGAACACGGAGGAGAAGCAGGUCCUGGAGAAGAAGGCCCAAAAGCUGGCCCACAGGCUGGAGGAGAAGAAGAGGACGGCCACCAUGCUCACCACCCAACUCAAGAAGCUCCAGGAUGAUAUUCGCUGUGUGAGGAAAGAGGCGGAGAAGACAGGAGCUGAGAAGAGAGACCUAACCACCAAGAUCGAGGAGCUGCACCUGUUCAACCACAUCUCCGACAAGGAACUGAAGAAGCUCCGGCUCAAGAAGCAGGACACCAUGGUGGAGGACAACAUCCUGAAGCUGGAGAUCAAGCGUCUGCGUGACCUGCUGUACAACAAGGCGGACAGCGUGCUCUCGCUGGAGAAGCGGCGGCUGCAGCUGCAGACGGCCAUGAGGGAACGGGAGGAGGAGAUUAAAGCGCACCGGGAGAUGCUCAACAAGCAGGUCAAGAUCACUGACCAGGAGCGCCAAGGACUCAGUGCUGAGGUGCAUGAGAGACUGUCCAAGGUCGACAAGAUGAGGAAGCGCUAUGAGAUUAUGACUGUCUCGAUGGCUGCUCCCGAGGGAGAAGAGGAAAAAUCACAGGCUUAUUAUGUGAUCAAGGCUGCCCAAGAGAARGAGGAGCUCCAACGUGAGGGAGACGAUUUGGACGCCAAGAUCCGCAAGAUGGAGAAGGAGAUCCGAGCGCUGGAGAACACUCUCCACGUCGUCAACAGCCGCAACACAACCUAUCGCAAAUCCUUCAACAAAGUGACUGAGUCCAGUGAGGAGUAUCAGGAGAAACUGAAGCUGGAUGAGCAGAAGAGAGCCGUUGAGGAGAAGUACAAGUACAAGAGGAGGCAGAUCCGAGAACUGCAGGAGGACAUUCAGGGCAUGAACAAUACACUCGACAACCUGCUUCAAGAGGAGGCCGUUCAGAAUGUGAGGACUGAAGAGACCCAGUACGUAUCAUGUCUCUGCUCCAAACUGACCAAAGAGAUCCGGUCGGGCAAGAAGGCCAAGGAGGAGACGUUUGAGGAGAGGGACAUUGAGCUGAGGGAGCUGAAGGACUUCAAUAAGAAUAUCAACAAGAUGCUGCUGGUUGCCAUGGAGGAACAGCCUGACCUCAGAUCAGCUCUACACAUGUACUUUGUCCAGGCCAACUUGCCCCUGCCGUCUCCUGCCUCCACCCCUGCCAGCCGACAAAGCUCAAAGACUAACUCUGCUCGCAGCUCCGUCUCUCUCAGGUCAGCUGGGUCUUCAGCAAGUAGCAGCCCAAGGGCGGCGUCAGUGCAGUCUCCCCCUGUUAAGACUCUGGAGCUGGGCUUGGGGUUGUCUGUUACGUCCCCUCCUCUCACCUCUCCACGGGACUCCCAUCCACCCAGCUCCACCAGCAGCAGCGGCAGCAAGCGCCAGAGCCCAUAGAGAAACCCUACAAUAGGACAGCCUCACUUACAGCACCAGAAGGCUAAUGUGACUGUAGUGCCAUUAGGAAAGAGAAUGUGUGUCACUGUUCAAUGUGUACUGAACAACCGUUUGGUGAGUUGAUUGAUUUGCAUGUUUUUUUUCRUUUUUUGGCAGUGAUAUGAGAAAUACACUUAAAUAAUAUAUGAUUUACCUUUUUUUUUGAAAGGCACAUAUUCUCCAUUUGUCAGCUAACCUUUAUAGAAUUGUAUUGUAAAUGUGCAUAAAAAAUAUGUACUUUUUCUAAAUUAAGUUUUACUCCUGGCCAUGUGUUUCUGGAUAUAUCCCAAUAAAAUWGAUGGUUGCUUGUCAGAAUGAUCAAUUAGUUGAUAAUACACUUGUUUUGUUUAAAUGCCCAAUGUAGUCAAAAACGUGUUUUUUCUG
Salvelinus sp. IW2-2015 is the source of this 3797-nucleotide messenger RNA. The record is from RefSeq and is a predicted model, not a curated record. NCBI's taxonomy places the organism in Eukaryota, Metazoa, Chordata, Actinopteri, Salmoniformes, Salmonidae.